AUGUCUUUCCUUCAUAAUCAUUCUUGUGAGUGCGUUAAGUCAGAAUUGGAUUUGUUUGCACUACCGUCUACACAAACUAGCAUUGAAAAUGGAUUGUGGAUUCAUUAUAAACCAAUUUCAUCUCUUGGUGAUGAUGGACCUAUCGAGUUUCAAGUUCCUGGGACCGGCGAUGACUACAUAGAUUUGUCUCAUACAUUACUCCACAUAAAGGCAAAAGUAUUAAAUCAAGAUUCAACUAACUUGGUAUCUACUACAAUAGUAGCACCUGUAAAUAAUUGGCUGCAUUCACUUUUUAGUCAACUUGAUGUUUAUUUAAACCAAAAACUUCUAUCACCACCUAAUAAUACCUAUGCAUAUCGAGCAUACAUGGAAACCCUUUUAAACUAUGCCCCUGCUGCUAAACAAUCUCAUCUUACUUGUAGUCUUUGGUAUGAGGAUACAGCAGGAAAAAUGGAUUCUACAGAUGGUAAAAACAUAGGAUUUGUUAAAAGACAGGAAUUGAUUAGUGAAAGUAAGGAAAUAGAAAUGAUUGGAAAAAUUUAUCUUGGUUAA
This is a messenger RNA of Parnassius mnemosyne (clouded apollo), 552 nucleotides long. The record is from the annotation of a GenBank genome assembly. NCBI's taxonomy places the organism in Eukaryota, Metazoa, Arthropoda, Insecta, Lepidoptera, Papilionidae.